This is a messenger RNA of Thyridium curvatum, 2595 nucleotides long. RefSeq lists its product as uncharacterized. Lineage: Eukaryota; Fungi; Ascomycota; Sordariomycetes; Thyridiales; Thyridiaceae. The coding region runs from base 1 to 2595 and encodes 864 amino acids. Gene Ontology annotation, molecular function: zinc ion binding; DNA-binding transcription factor activity, RNA polymerase II-specific; DNA binding. Gene Ontology annotation, biological process: regulation of DNA-templated transcription; DNA-templated transcription. The record is from RefSeq and is a predicted model, not a curated record. Gene Ontology annotation, cellular component: nucleus. The transcript is spliced from 6 exons.
AUGGCGCCGUCAUCCGUAUCUCCGCCCUCGGCGGGAGGAGGGCCAUCCCAGUCCCGCCAGCAGCAGCAGCAGCAGAAGCGCACGCGCAUCCUGCUCUCCUGCCACCCCUGCCGCGCGUCCAAGCUCAAGUGCGACCGCGCCACGCCCUGCGCCAACUGCGCCCGCCGUGGGCGGGCCGCGGACUGCGCGUACGCGCCGCCGCCGGUCAAGAAGCCGCGCAGCCGGGGCGGCGUGGCGGCGCGGCUCAAGAGGCUGGAGGGGAUGGUGCGGGAGAUGAUGGACAAUGACGAAGGGGGCGAGGGCGGCCAUGGAGAUGUGGUCGGGCAGCAGAAGCAGGAGCCGGAUGAGGUUGAUGCCGGUGGUGGCCGGGGAGAUGAUGGCGGCACGAGGGAGGGGGAGCAGCAGCGGCCGGAGCUGGCGGGCCGGGAGAGGGAUCCGCGCGGCGGGGAUGGGACGGAGGGUGGGACGAUGGUCGUGGGGAAGGGGAGGAGGCAGGCUACGUAUGUCGGGGCUACGCACUUUAUGGCCAUGCUUGAUGAUAUUGAGGAUCUGAAGAGCUACUUUGACGCGGACGCCGACGAGGACCAGAAGAUGCACCUCCAGGCGCACGGCGAAUGGCCCGAGGAGCCGUCCGAGGCGGGGUCGCCGGACCUGCUGUUCACGUCGGCCAAGGACCCGGCCACGGCGCCGACCAAGUUGGACCUGGUGGCGCGGCUGCCGGAGCGGCACGUCGUGGACCGGCUGGUGACGCGGUAUUUCCAGUCGUUCAGUGUAUCGAAGUGUGAGUCUCGUGAUGCUGUACACAAGCCGACAUUUCUGCGAAAGUACAGCAAAUUCUGGGAAGAUCCUUCCCAGGUCGAGACCGAGUGGCUGGCCCUGCUCUUCAUCAUCCUCGCCCUGUCCAUCUUCUUCUCCACGUGGUCCUCCCCCCACGAGCUCAAGGCCGACUCCCCCGUCCCGCCCACGGACCGCUUCUCGCACUUCCGGGCCUCGGCCCGCUGGGCCCUCGUGCUCAGCCGCUACACCUCGCCCAGCCCGGCCGUCCUGGCCCCCUUCCUUCUCUACGUCGAGUCUGAGUUCCUCAUCAGCCGCGCCGCGCAGACGAACUGCUACCUGCUCUCGGGCUGCCUCAUCCGCCUCAUGCUCAAGAUGGGCCUGCACCGCGACCCGGACCGGCUGCCCGCCCUCUCUCCGUACGAGGGCGAGCUGCGCCGGCGCAUGUGGGCCCUGGCCGUGCAGCUCGAGCGCCUCGUGUCCUUCCACACGGGGCUGCCCUGCAUGGUCGACGGCGUCGACGCCGACGCGGCCCUGCCGCGCAACCUCGCGGACGAGGACUUUGACGAGCACACAACCGAGCUGCCGCCCGCGCGCCCGGACACCGAGUACACGCACAUGACGUACGCCAUCUGCAAGGCGCGCGUCUUCCGCGCGUUCGGCCCCGUCGCGCGCCUCGCGCACCGCCUGUCCCCGCCGCCGCCCUACGCCGAGGUCCUGCGGCUCGACGCCGAGCUCGACGCGGCGUACGCCUCGGUGCCCGAGUUCAUGCGCGUCCGCCCGCCGGAGCAGUGCCUCGCCGACCCGCCGCUGCAGAGCGUGCACCGGUACGGCAUCGCGUCGCUGUACCAGAAGAGCCGGUGCGUGCUGCACAGGCGGUACCUCGUCGAGGCGCCGGCCCCGCGGCGCGACAGCAGCAGCAGCAGCGGGGAGCACGACUACUCGCGGCGGGCGUGCCUCGGGGCCGCGCUCGCGCUGCUGGGCUACCAGGGCGCCAUCUUCGAGGCGACGCGGCCGGGCUGCGCGCUCAGCGAGCACGGGUGGUUCGCGACGGGGAUCGCCAUGCACGAUUUCCUGCUGGCGGCGAUGGUCGUGUACCUCGUCGUGCAGAACAUCGGGGAUGACGACGACGUAUCCCCUGGCGACGGCGAGGAGGGGACAGAUCGCCACGCGUGGAUGACGGAGGAGCCGGCGCUUCCUGGUCGCGGGGAGCUGAUCGCGCUGCUGUAUCGUUCGCAUGCCAUCUGGGAAGCGAUAUCGCGGGAGAGCAGCGACGUGAAGAAGGCGGCGGAUAUCCUGCAGAUGAUGGUCAACAAGAUCAGUAACCCAGGGAGCAGUGCCGCAGCUGCCACAGCCGUGGCAGACGAUGUGAACAACAAGAUGGGCUUGACGCCUCAGACCGACCAGGACAAGGUAUCCUAUCCUUCUACGGGGCCGACAUUUCCCACGUCAGAUGGGACGGGGACUGGAACGGGGUCCAUGGCGGCGGAGCUGUCACAUGGCAACACAUUUGGCAACGCCCCUCUAGCUUCGCUCGCCACUCCGCCCCAAAUCAACUUCUCCCGCGCCGACCUCGUCGCCACCGGCUUUGAGAACAUGGACUACAGCGCCGACGACAGCUGGAUCCCCAUGACCUCGGCGUCGUUCGACUGGGACUUCCUCGACAAGGGCCUUGGCGAGGGCGUGCACGUCGGCGCGAUGGGGGCCGAUACGCGGCCGCGACCGCAACAGGGCUGGCCCGAGGGCGACGCCGGGUCUGCCGACUUCUUUGACUUCACGAAUGCUAGCUUUUGGAACCAGUCUGCCGGGCAGCAUCAAUGA